Messenger RNA from Colletotrichum godetiae, 513 nucleotides. RefSeq lists its product as uncharacterized. The record is from RefSeq and is a predicted model, not a curated record. The coding region runs from base 1 to 513 and encodes 170 amino acids. The transcript has a single exon. Lineage: Eukaryota; Fungi; Ascomycota; Sordariomycetes; Glomerellales; Glomerellaceae.
AUGGUAGAAGGCAGUUUCACCCAAGUCAAUCGGCGACUUGAAGACGAGCGUCGCGCCAAGUUCUGCGGUACUGCCAGCAUCAGUAUAUCGUCAUUGAAGCCAACGCCGAGGACGGCGGACCGCGUUCGUCGGCCCGUUUCCGAACCGCUCAAGAGGUUAUACCGAGAGGAGCAUGGGUGCCGACAAGAAGAUCAUCGACACCAUGCAAAGGCGACAAUCAGUCAAUUCGACCUGGAAGCCGCCCUGAUGAACGCAGGGAUCACGGCCUCUCGGCUCCAGAGCGAUGCGUUGCCCUACCCAGUUCUCGGGCUACCGCCUGGUGUACAGCUCGAAUGCCUCCAGGGGUCAGAUCGUAUCAUGGCAGCCGACGACGUGUUCGACGGGGCGGACAAGCAUUGGACAGUCGACCUGUAUCUAGACGGUGCGUUCGCAAGGCAGACACCGCGGUGGAGCCCGCUGACGUUACAGAGAUCUGAGCGACGAUCUGCGGACGCUUUUUGUCGAAGAGUAUGA